This is a messenger RNA of Anopheles arabiensis, 2292 nucleotides long. RefSeq lists its product as uncharacterized. The record is from RefSeq and is a predicted model, not a curated record. Lineage: Eukaryota; Metazoa; Arthropoda; Insecta; Diptera; Culicidae. The transcript has 2 exons. Gene Ontology annotation, molecular function: nucleic acid binding. Bases 446 to 1996 code for a protein of 516 amino acids. Gene Ontology annotation, biological process: DNA integration.
AGGAUCUGUGGAAGGAACAGAUCAGUUGGGACGAACCAUUAUCUAAUGUAUUUGAGCAACGAUGGUUGUUCAUCCGUGACAAUCUGGCGCAACUGCAUGAUCUUACUAUUCCUCGAUGGGUGACGUCUACAUCCAAACCCGUAUGCGUAGAGCUUCAUGGCUUUUGUGACGCGUCCGAAAAGGCCUAUGGAGCAUGCGUUUAUGUUCGUACAGUAGAUCAGUCCGGAACCAUAUCAUCUAACUUACUUGUUUCCAAAUCACGUGUGGCACCCAUAGGAAACUCAAAGAAGGAGCGAAAGUUAAGUUUGCCCAGAUUGGAGUUGUGUGCUGCUCAUUUGCUCGCUCAACUUUAUCAAAAGGUACGUACAUCCUUACAAGCCGAUCUUACAACAUAUUUCUGGUCAGAUUCCACCAUUGUCUUACACUGGUUGUCGUCGCCAUCAUCAUGCUAGAAGAACGAACCGUACUACUUAACCAGACCAUCGAAACGAAUCCCAUAUUUUUGUUGUACUCAUCUUACCCCAAACUGCAGCAACGUGUUGCAUGGAUACGUCGUUUCCUGUACAACAUCAAACCAGCUAACAACGAUAAACGUCUUUACCCGUACCUCACUCUACAAGAACUUCAAGAGGCAACCAAAUGUCUUGUACGAAUGGCUCAAAAAGAAGUUUUUGGUGCCGAAUUUUUAAGUCUGCAAAAAUCUGGCCAAGUUGAUUCUAAUUCCCGUCUGAAAUCGCUUACCCCAUACCUGGACGAUGAUUUACUGCAUGUUGGCGGGAGACUUCGUCAUGCUGAUGUGUCUCCGUCCCGGAAACAUCCUCUGAUUUUGCCAGCUGGGCAUCCUCUUUCAACGUUGAUUGCUAACCAUUACCAUUUUUGUUACCAACAUGCCGGAGCAACAUUACUAAUUUCUCUUCUAAGGGAGAAAUUCUGGCCGCUUCGAGCAAGGAACCUGGCUCGCCGAGUAGUUCAUUCCUGUGUGAGCUGUUUUCGAAAUCGACCAACCCCGCUGGAACAGCUCAUGGGAGACCUGCCGCGAGAACGUGUCACACCAACCUUACCCUUCUUACGGACUGGAGUGGACUUAUGUGGUCCUAUUUUCUACAAAUAUCCUAAUCGAAAAGCUCCACCAGUCAAGGGCUAUGUAGCUAUCUUCGUUUGUCUGGUCGUAAAAGCAGUACAUAUAGAGAUGGUUGCAGAUCUCUCUACCAACGCCUUCCUGGCCGCCCUUCGACGCUUCGUGUCACGACGUGGUCGACCACAGCUGAUCGAGUGUGACAACGCGAAAAACUUCAUCGGAGCUUCUCGAGAAGUGGCACAAUUAGCAAAACAAUUUCAAACUCAGCAGUUUCAACAGACCGUUAUCAAAUCAUGUGCCAACGAGAGUAUCGAAUUUAAAUUCAUACCGCCGCGUUCCCCCAAUUUCGGCGGAUUGUGGGAAGCCGCAGUAAAGUCAUUUAAGACUCAUCUCAAACCCACCAUCGGAAACGCCAUUCUUACUUACGAAGAAUUUACUACCUUGCUAACCCAAAUCGAAGCUUGUUUGAAUUCUAGGCCGCUUACACCGAUGUCUUCUGACCCGAACGAUUAUGAAGCUCUGACCCCGGCACAUUUCCUAAUACACCGCUCUAUCGUGGGACUUGCGGAACCAUCUUACGAGUCGAGACCUAUCAACCGACUGGACCGUUACGAGCAGGUUCAAGAGUUUCUGCGCCGCUUGUGGAAUCGAUGGUCAUCGGACUACCUAUCGGGCCUUCAUCCUAAGACCAAGUGGACUAAACAGCGAGAUAACAUCACCCUGGGCACUAUGGUUUUGGUGAAGGAAGAUAAUCUUCCCCCGCGUAAAUGGUGUUUAGGGCGAGUAACGGACAUCGUGAAAGGAGCGGAUGGAAACGUCCGAGUAGUUUUUGUUAGAACUAGGGAUGGUGAAUUCAAAAGGACUAUCUCUAAGCUUUGCGUCCUCCCAAUCAGACAGACAACUUCAGAGGAGUGUUGAAUCUCUUGGUGAUUCAACGGGGGGGAGGAUGUUGAGGAAACCGAAUUCCGUUUAGCAUACGUGCGCGCGAGAGAAAGAGAAGGAGAGAGAGGGAACUUAAUCGUGUCGCCGUGCGCUGCUCAACGGGAGAGCGCUACGCGCUGACCGAGAGAAUUCUUAUCAGCUUAACAAGUAGCGUUCUGAUCCCCAUACCAACAGGUCGCGUUUUGACCUCAGACCCAAAAAGUUGCGUUCUGACCAAUCUGUUCUAAAGUGAAAUAAACUUGUGAAUUAACAACAUCUUACAAACAUAUACA